Lutzomyia longipalpis is the source of this 1306-nucleotide messenger RNA. RefSeq names its product clusterin-associated protein 1 (gene Cluap1). Gene Ontology annotation, biological process: cilium assembly. Gene Ontology annotation, cellular component: centrosome; intraciliary transport particle B; cilium. NCBI's taxonomy places the organism in Eukaryota, Metazoa, Arthropoda, Insecta, Diptera, Psychodidae. The transcript has 6 exons. Bases 20 to 1306 code for a protein of 428 amino acids. The record is from RefSeq and is a predicted model, not a curated record.
AAACAUCACUGCAAGGAAAAUGACUUUCAACGACGUGAGAGACCUCACUGAGCACCUGAAGCUUCUGGGCUAUCCAGAAUUCUUCCCAAUGUCUGCCCUCUAUACGCCAUAUGGGAGCAUUGCUGGCUUCAAAAUUGUGGCCAAUGUGCUAAAUUGGUUAGCUGCUAGACUUGAGCCUGGAACAACACUUCCUGGUGGGACUGAAAGUGAAGCAGAGAGGGUCCUCCUGAUAAGAGCAGCAUCGGAAUUCUUUAUCACAAAAGCAGGGAUUAAAAUAAAUCCAAGGAAGCUCUAUGCUAGCUCUGUUGCUUCUGCAAAGGAACUCCUAAAGAUUACCUCAGUACUCAUUCAAGCUCCUAGUGAUGUGAAGACUCAAGAAGAUGAGAUGAAGACGUUAAACGAGAUUGAUUUGUCUGAUAGGAUUGAAGAUCUUCGUAGAGUAAGGGAGCUUUCAACGGAGUUAACCAACAGAGGAGCAUCCCUGUAUGAUCUCUUGGGAAAAGAGCCCCUCAACAAGGAAACAAGAGAACAUCAAGCUAACCGCCCAAUGGAGCUUUCAAGCGUUGAACAUGCUCUGGUUUCAUCAUUCUCAACACUUCAGAGCAAAUCUCAAUCUGCAAAGACCUACCUCGAACAGACGCGUGACGAAGUAACAAAUCUCAAUUCAAGACUCCAGAGGAAGCAGCAGGAGCUGGAUAGGAGCAAGCAACGGCUUUUAGCUCUUCAGAAGGUUCGCCCAUCAUACCUUGAGGAGUUUGAGAAGCUUGAAGAAGAGCUGAAUGGGCUCUUUGAUAUCUACUUGACACGACAUCGUACCGUGGAUGCCCUUAAAAGUGCUCUGGCAAAUAGAGAUUCAACUAUUGAGGCAUCUCUGGGUUCCCCAAUUCAGCGUACAGCAGCUGAGAGCUCAAUGACUGUCCUUCCGGAGGGUUUACUGGACAGUGAUGAUGAGGAGGAGGAUAACAUGAUGCGCCUGAAGGAUGAGACACCCAAAGCAAGGGAAGAAAUCACCAGAAAGGAACCUGAAACUUCCGUGGCUAGGAAGCAAUCAGCUAAUCGUCUGAGGAUCCGUACAGGAGCUAUAAAUCGUGGCGAGAGGAGAAUUAUUGGAGCAAUGGGAGGAACUACUAACAGGGAGAAUCGCUUUGAUAGCUCCCUCGAGGAUGACACAGACAGUGAAUUGGAUAUGCAGGAUUUCGACGGAGAUGAUAUCCCAACAGAUGAUGAUGAGAGUGAAAGUCUGGCAAAUCUGACCAGAGAAGGAGCCAAGAGUGUUCGUCCAGAUCAGAGCGAUGAAGAUUUCUAA